GUGGUGUGUUAGCAUGUGUUCAGGCUUAUAUGAUGAAGUGCCUCAUCUUCGGUACUGCUGUGUCUCCCAGCACCAGCCCUGUGAGUCCCCUCCGGCCAUCUCAACGAGAAUGGUUAUGGGCUCUAGCUUCUGCUAUUACAGAAAUAUUGUGGAAGGCUGGACAGGAGAAAAAGGCAAUACUUGCACUACCUGGUUCUUUCGCCCACUUUGCGGAACAUGGUGUCGGCCGUUACAGUAACGAUGGUGUGACAGAGAACCUCAACCUCUAUGAAUUUGUUGUACAGGAUGAUCUGUAUGAUGCAGUCAAUCGCCACAUGUCGGUCUUCACUGCUGAGACUGGCUCUGGUUGCGUUAUCCUCCUGUACUCAUUACUUCUGACGAGAGGCUUAGAAAAUGUCGAAACAGACAAGGAUGCUGGUGGUGGUCAGCUCCUGAAUGCACAUGGAUAUUCCUCACAGGAAAUUGUGAACCUCCUCCUGACAGGUAUUGCAUGUACUAACACCUUUAAUGGUGAUCAGACCCUUGGCGGCAAUUCAGAUGACAAAGUUGUUUUGAAAGGUGUCCAUCAUCGAUCUGACAUUGGUCUUCUGUCUCUGUUUGAACACUAUGAUUGCUAUAAGGUUGGAUCACAUCUCAACCCACAAUACCCAAUAUGGGUCGUUUGCUGUGAAAGCCACUACAGUGUCCUCUUCAGCCGCGACACUGCCGUCAGCGCUGAUGUACCUCCUAACACUAAGUUUGAUAUCUACUAUUAUGAUGGCCUUGCCCUUCAGGAAGAUGAGAUAAGGCUUACUAUUGAUAUGGAGGGAGCGAAACCUGACCUAGCCAUUAUACCUCCAAUGAACACUGUAUCAGAACGAAAUGGAAGAAUGCAGCUAUUAACUGGAAUGGAACCGAGCCAAUUUUAUAAAAUGUCUCUCAAAAACAAAUCACUAAUAAGUAAGGCUUUAAAUAUUUUUGGAUUGUGUCUCUUUACUGUCAAGAAUAUUUCUGGAAAAUAUUCUUUAAUUGCAUACCCUUACAUGACUUAA
This is a messenger RNA of Penaeus vannamei (Pacific white shrimp), 1031 nucleotides long. NCBI's taxonomy places the organism in Eukaryota, Metazoa, Arthropoda, Malacostraca, Decapoda, Penaeidae. The record is from RefSeq and is a predicted model, not a curated record.